AUGUACUCAUCGUCAAAUCCGUUUAAAGGUAAAGUGUUCCAUGACUACGAGCACGAAGAUGUCUACAUGGGUGUGGUAAUUGACUACCGUGGAAAAGUAAGUCCGUGUUCCGGCAAUAAGGAACUUGAAGCCAACAAGAAGAAGGUGCUGAAAAGCGGUCCUGAUGACAACGUGUUCCUCUUCUUCUCUGGGCACGGUGGAGUUUCCUUUCUUAGACUGAUAGCAGAAGAUCUGCAUGCCGUGGAGUUGAACGAUAUCCUCGCCCACAUGCAUUCAAAAAAAAAGUACAACAAAAUGGUGCUGUAUGUGGAGGCUUGCUACUCUGGCUCUCUGUUUCGGAAUAUUCUUCCUCCAAAUAUGGGAAUCUACGUGAUAACAUCAGCCAAGGAAGAUGAACAAUCCUGGUCUAUUUUUUGUACUGACAAGGAUAUCGACACUUGUCUAGCAAGCGAAUUCGCGUACGCCUGGACUAAAGAUUCUGAAUACCAUGACAUGAAAAGGCAUACACUGGAUCAACAGUACGAGGAGGCGAAAAAAGUGACAGCGGAUAGUCACGUGAUGAAGUACGGUGAGAUGGCGAUGGGAAGUCUCCUAGUUGGAAAAUUCCAAGGUCAUUAUGUUCUACCGAUGCACCGGAGUGACGGAACAAUACCACGGAAUGCUGUAGAUAGAAAACCCUCUUGCCAGGCGCAUUUGUUUCCAAAGUCUCGGCGGCUGAUGGAGACCGCGACUGAGGGAGAACAUGAGAACGCUUGGCGAAAGCUGCACCGUGCAACUCAGCUUAGCCACAUCUUCAAGGAGACGCUUCGCGACAUCGUCGUGGACGUGACGACCCACCAUAAGCCAACUCUGAAGGGCUUGUCUAAAAGUGAUGAGCUCAUGUGUUUUCAGGCGGUAUUCGAUCAAUUCCGGACGCACUGCUUCACAAUUCAGAAGGUCCCUGAAGUAGCCCAGCACACAACUCGCUUAAUGGAGCUGUGCAAAGCCGGAUACGAGGCUGAAAUCCUCAUCGACUCCGUCCACAACGUUUGUUCUUAACGGACAUGCAACGUGUUUUGUGAUUUUGCCGGUAUAAAAUGAAUUACAGAUGGUCCGUAUCGUGUU
This is a messenger RNA of Opisthorchis viverrini, 1104 nucleotides long. RefSeq lists its product as hypothetical. Bases 1 to 1038 code for a protein of 345 amino acids. The record is from RefSeq and is a predicted model, not a curated record. Lineage: Eukaryota; Metazoa; Platyhelminthes; Trematoda; Opisthorchiida; Opisthorchiidae. Gene Ontology annotation, biological process: vacuolar protein processing. The transcript is spliced from 11 exons. Gene Ontology annotation, molecular function: cysteine-type endopeptidase activity.